Vigna unguiculata (cowpea) is the source of this 1745-nucleotide messenger RNA. Its product is annotated as cytochrome P450 81E8-like. The record is from RefSeq and is a predicted model, not a curated record. NCBI's taxonomy places the organism in Eukaryota, Viridiplantae, Streptophyta, Magnoliopsida, Fabales, Fabaceae. Gene Ontology annotation, molecular function: oxidoreductase activity, acting on paired donors, with incorporation or reduction of molecular oxygen; heme binding; iron ion binding.
GGGCAAUGAGACUCAUCAUUCAUAGCACAACCAAAACUUCAGCAUGGCUUUGUUAUAUUAUGGUUUCCUCGUUGUGCUUUUUCUCUAUUCUCUUAAGGUCUUGUUCCGAUCACGGAAAUUCAGAAACCUUCCCCCAGGGCCUCUGGCUUACCCUAUAGUAGGAAACCUUUUGCAACUUGAACAACCUUUUCACCGUUUUUUCACUCGCUUGUCAAAAAAACAUGGCAAAAUCUUCUCUCUCUGGUUCGGCAACCGUCUCGUUAUCGUUGCUUCUGACCUACCCGUGGUGCAGGAAUGCUUCUCCAAAUACGACACCGUGUUGGCCAACCGACCCCACUUUCUCCUCGGCAAACACAUCAGUUACAACAACAGCACCAUCCUUCACUCCUGUUACGGUGAACAUUGGCGCCAUCUCCGCCGCAUCUUGUCCCUCGAGGUUGUCUCAACGCACCGUUUGAAUGCCUCCUACGAAAUCCGAAGGGACGAGCUCACCAAACUCUUGCAGAGACUCGCUCGCACCUCGCGCAACGACUUCACUCAAGUGGAUCUCAAAAGCAUGGUUAUGGAAACGUCGCUCAAUACUAUGAUGAGGCUGGUGUCCGGGAAGAGAUUCUACGGUGAUGACUGUGAUGUGAGUGAUGUGGAGAAGGCGAGAGAAUUCAGAGGUAUCCUGAGAGAGAUGGUGUCAUUGGCAGGAGUAAACAACCGUGGAGACUUCUUGCCUUUCAUGAGGUGGUUUGAUUUGGAUAAUUUGGAGAAGAGGCUCAAGAACAUUGGGAAGAGAAUCGAUACAUUCUUGCAAUCUAUCGUUGAUGAACUUCGUGCUUCAAAUAAGACUACCAAUACUAUGAUAUCUCAGCUCUUGGUUCAACAAAAAUCACAACCCGAACAGUACAGCGAUCAAAUCAUCAAGGGACUUUGCAUGAGCAUGUUACUUGCAGGAACAGACACAUCAGCUUUGACUUUGGAAUGGGCAAUGGCUAAUCUAUUGAACCAUCCAGAAGUUUUAAAGAGGGCUAAAGAAGAGUUAGACGCUCAUGUGGGAUCAGAUCGUCUGGUGGAUGAAUCAGACAUGUCAAAACUUCCUUACAUUCUUAACAUAUUUUUCGAGACAAUAAGAUUGCAUCCUGCUGCUCCACUUUGGUCUCCACAUAUGUCUUCUGAAGAUUGCACCAUCGGAGGAUAUAAUCUCCCGAAAAACACGAUUCUGUUGGUGAAUGCUUGGUCGAUUCAUCACGAUCCAACUUUGUGGAAGAACCCAACAGAAUUUAGGCCCGAAAGGUUCGAGAAGGAAUGUGAAUCAAGCAGUUUGCUUUCAUUUGGAAUAGGGAGGAGGUCUUGCCCUGGAAACAUGUUGGCUCAACGCACUGUGGGUUUAGCUUUGGCUUCAUUGAUUCAGUGUUUUGAGUGGCAACGAAUUGGUAAGGGAGAAAUUGAUAUGACCGAAGCAAAGGGAAUCACUAUAUCAAGGCAAAAUCCAUUGGAUGUUAUGUGCAAAGCUCGUCAAAUCCCAGCUGUUAUGGAUCUAUAUUGAUUUCUUGUGUCUAAUGAUUUUCUAGCAGAAUAAAUAUGGGGUUAGCAUGUAACCUGCAGAAAUAAGAUUGACAGAAUAAUGUAUUGUGUCAAGAAGAAACAUGCCUUUAUCAUGUGAUGUGGUGAAAAUAGACAUAUUUGUGUUCAUUAUACAUGAUAAGGUUUGUAAUCAAUUUUUAUUAUAUAGUUUAUUUAAUGAGUGUUUUGAUAAA